This is a messenger RNA of Trematomus bernacchii (emerald rockcod), 1157 nucleotides long. It is a transcript of the gene nkx3.3, whose product is annotated as NK3 homeobox 3. Gene Ontology annotation, molecular function: RNA polymerase II cis-regulatory region sequence-specific DNA binding; DNA-binding transcription factor activity, RNA polymerase II-specific. The record is from RefSeq and is a predicted model, not a curated record. Bases 1 to 669 code for a protein of 222 amino acids. NCBI's taxonomy places the organism in Eukaryota, Metazoa, Chordata, Actinopteri, Perciformes, Nototheniidae. Gene Ontology annotation, cellular component: nucleus. The transcript has 3 exons. Gene Ontology annotation, biological process: regulation of transcription by RNA polymerase II; cell differentiation.
AUGCCCAGGAGAAGCCCGAUAGGAGUGCAGAUGAGCAUCUGCGCACUAAAGCGCAACAUCUGCACAGGGCUGUCUGUGGGAAACCUCCGAUCUGUUACUCUCAAAGAGAGAGCCACAGGAGAGGAGACUGAACUCAGAGAAGGCGCUGCCGAUCAGCAGCAACACUGUGUGGAUCUGGAUAAACGUCUGAAAGAAGAGGAGGAGGCAGAGGAGGGAUGCCACCUCAGCGGGGAGACGGUGAGAUGUUCCGCCGAUGAGCAGCAGUGCAGGCCGGGUGCGAAGAAGCGCUCCCGGGCGGCCUUCUCUCACGCACAGGUAUACGAGCUUGAGCGUCGGUUCAACACGCAGCGAUAUCUCUCGGGUCCAGAUCGGUCCGGCCUGGCAGACGCUCUGAAGCUGACAGAGACCCAGGUGAAGAUCUGGUUCCAGAACCGGAGAUAUAAAACCAAACGGCGCCAGAUGGCAGCCGAGCUGGCGGCGUGCAGCUCACCGAAGAAAGUAGCAAUACAAGUGCUGGUGAGGGACAAUCAAAAGUACUAUCAGGCCAAUGGACUACAAAUCCCAGUGACUGUGCCUCUGUACCAGCAGGCCUAUCGGUACCAGCCCUGCCUGCACUACUACUGCCAGCCCUGGAGCCUGGGCAGCAGGUCCUGUGGGGGGAUGUUCUGAGCUGUUCACGGCUGAGGACACAUGGACAAGUUAGGGUCUCUGCACUCAACGUGUUGGCAGCUUUCUGUAUGGAUCAGGCUAUUGUCGGACUGACUGGGAUUGUACAUAUUAAUUUUUCUUGGUUAUUUGUCUAGAAGCCAGUUUAGCAUUUUGGCCUGUUUUUCUGGGUUUCUAAAAUGCCAAUGUCUUACAGCAUGACUAUUUCGAGCUAUUCAGUGAUUCAAGGCAAUUUAAAUGAUAAUGAUAAUAAAUAAUCAUUAUUAUUGUAAAAAUAUUCUAUAAGUGUUAGCUUUCAGUAAUAUAGUGUGGGCAUUACAAAGCUCUGUCAAUUGAUACAAUUAUAACUGUGUGAAAAAAAUGUUUUAUAUGAAAGGAAGAGUUGAGUGUGGUUAUUAUUUUGUAAUGAUUUACAGCAAAAUAAUUAUGUAAAAGCUAACUACUGCUGAUCUGUUCUUUAAAAAAACGAAACAAAAAAACAUUUUCCAUCU